This is a messenger RNA of Notodromas monacha, 630 nucleotides long. NCBI's taxonomy places the organism in Eukaryota, Metazoa, Arthropoda, Ostracoda, Podocopida, Cyprididae. The record is from the annotation of a GenBank genome assembly.
AUGCAGUCUACAUGGUAUGCGACCGGCAACGAUGGUCUCAACUGUUACACUGGCCUAAGGCUGUACGACUCCACAAACCGGGUCGUGAAGGCUUGUCCUAGCGAAACACACGCUUGUCGCCGGAAAGUCACGUACAACUUCAAGAAACAGCCGAUCAGAGCGGAAUUCGACUGUCUGAGCACUUCAUACGCGGACGCCACGGUGGAAGAAUUGAACGAUUUCAGCCAGUCCAGGAUCGUGCGGAUCUGCAGGAAAGACCUAUGCAACGAGUUUCAAGCAGAAUUAUUCCGAGACGAGGUGGAUCCGAACUUUGGUGGUGUUCUGAGACCCAAGCUGAGAGAGGACACUUUCACACCAUCAGAGAACAAGACAAAGCAAUUGGAAAGACAGUUGAAUGAACUGAGGAAGAGUGUGGAGAUCAAUUCUGAGUUUUCUGACAGAGGUCUUUCCCUGAAUGAAGAGCAAGAGGCUGAUGCUGAUACAAGGUUCGGGAUCAAACCACCACCGAAACGAAAUCCAGCAAGAAGUGUUGGAAGAUUCGGCUCUUUGAUCACUUGGGCAACAGGUGUUUUGAUCAUUGGCAUUUUUCUGAUUUUCGCGAUUUGUGCGACAAUAUUCGUUUACCGGUAA